AGACUUGGCCCAAAUGGGCAAAUCUCACACCGGACGGUCAUGCAAAAGGACUCAAAAGGGUCCGCAGACUCUCGCAGAACAUCCACCUGCGUCCAUUGCAGCCCAACACUAAUCCGAACUACAGAGCAGGACAGAUGCCAAUUUCACGCUCCCCCAACAAAAUACCAGUUUUGUCUACACUCUGCCUCUAUUAACUAGCUCGUUUUCUGUCAGCACAAGUACAUUUUUCGAUCGGUUUAAGUUAGUCAGGAUGGACUCAAAGCGAGAUAACAAUAAAGAGCAAGAGGGAGAAGUCGAGAAGAUAACCGCUGUGCUGCUCAAGUCUCACUCGGGAGAGUUUGAUUUGGAGUCCAUCCUGUUUCUCAAAUUCAGGGGGCUAGGAAUACACGAUCUUGGUUGUAUAGGAGACUGUAUGAAUUUGGAGAGACUGGACCUCUCUGGAAAUAAUAUUGUCAAUUUAGCUCCCCUGUCGUCUCUUCGGCUGCUUUCUGUUCUCAAUUUGUCUGCUAAUAGGAUUUCCAAUCUAGAACCUUUGCACAGUUGUGAAAAUCUAACAAAUUUAAACCUUGCCGGUAAUAUCAUCUCCAGUAUUGACCACCUUCUCUGCCUCCAGUCUUUGAGAAAAUUAGAAAGUAUUCGUCUCAACGACAACACCUACAAUUAUUCAAAUCCAGUGUGUAGAAACGUGUCCUAUAGAACCAUAGUUCUAGAGAUGUUCCCCACUCUCAAGGUGCUAGAUGGUGAGAGAGUCGUUGGACGUGGGAGCGAUUUGUACCACCUAUGCAAAGACAUUGAUGACACCAUUAAAGCCGGUCUAUACAAGAAUGGACAACUUGUUGAACAUCAGCAUUGCAAGCCAUGGGUGGAGGAUACUUACUGGGAAAUAAAAAGAUCCAACAACGCCAUUGUUGAAGAGGCCUACAAACAAUUUAAUGGUAAAAAGUUGUUCUGUUGAACGAAAAUAGUUGCAUAGAUAUUCUUCAUGAAUGCAGACUCUUAAACAACAGAGCAACUCAUGCAAUUUCCCAAAGUGAAAGAUCAAUGAGCCUGAAGAAGCAACCGAAACAGUAUGCCAUCUGAACUGGGCCCCAUUUGUGUGUACUGUAGUGUGUAGUUAUUUAAAGAUGCCAGUGCCGUAUGUGCAGUUGUAUGACUUGAGCGCAAGCUAGACAUUGCCAGAUGUACAUGCUGCUUUGUGGUGUUUGUUAAUAUUUUAUCGCACCCUAUGCAUUGUCUUUUGGGAGGAUACAUUGUAUUGUAUCCUCAGUCAGUUUGGACAGGAGACGUUUUUACGUGCACACUGUGCAUUCCGUGCCGUUUCGUAGCCUGCGUUCAUGCAGAAAUAAAUGCUGCUAAGAUGUCGAAAUAUUCCAAAUAAUUCAGAGCUUUUCCAUUUUGCUGGAUCAUUUUGGGAUCCUCCCAUUGCUAUAUGCUUUUUUUUUUAACCUGUAGAGAAUGUUAUUGAAUGUUCCUUUGUUUAUACUGGUUUUAUACCAUAAAUAUUAAUGACUCUACAAAUAA
Hippocampus zosterae (dwarf seahorse) is the source of this 1521-nucleotide messenger RNA. It is a transcript of the gene lrrc61, whose product is annotated as leucine rich repeat containing 61. Bases 251 to 955 code for a protein of 234 amino acids. The transcript has 9 exons. Gene Ontology annotation, cellular component: cytoplasm. Gene Ontology annotation, molecular function: protein binding. The record is from RefSeq and is a predicted model, not a curated record. Gene Ontology annotation, biological process: outer dynein arm assembly. NCBI's taxonomy places the organism in Eukaryota, Metazoa, Chordata, Actinopteri, Syngnathiformes, Syngnathidae.